AUGGCGCCCACGUCGCAAGAGGAUAUCGAUUGGUUCAAGUCCACCUUCCGUCCUAUUCCGAAGCCUCAGCUCCCUGAUGAUAGCGUCGAAUACUCUCUAUACUACACUCCUUCCGACCCCGCCCCCGCCACCGUUGAUGAGGCCGCGGAAACGCGAUCGCGAUUAGUCGAGGUACAACGAUCUGCAGCAGAAUUGACAAGGGAGCUUUUGAAGGAUUAUAUUUGGCAGCGCGAUGGAUUUUGCUUGGGGAUUACCAAGCAGGACGGCAUCACCUCACUAAACGGGCGUACAAAUUACGGAGACUCGAUCGAAGAUGAAUGGGUCAUCGUUUACUUGUUGCGCGAAUUAACAAAGAAGCAUAAGAGCAUAUGGGCUCAAGUUGUCGACAGCGACGGUCAAUUUCUUUUGGUCGAAGCCGCUGGCGUACUCCCUGCUUGGCUUGAGCCAGAAAUAGCAGACAACAGGGUAUGGAUCAACCAAGGAGAACUUGUCAUAAUUCAACCAAAGAACCCGUCGAAGAAGAAAGUGGCAGAGAAGAUCUCGCUUCCAGAGUCAAGGCGAGUUAUCGUGGAAGAACCCCAACGACUCAUGCGCUCUGCUGUGAUCCAGAAUGAAGCAUUUUAUCGACUACGAAACUAUCCCAAACAAAUCAGCGAGAACCUCCACUCAGCGUUGGUGACAAUCCCCCGUAAAGUCGCAUUUCUCUUGCAUCAGAAACCAGCCUAUAUUUCAGCGGCUGUCGAGGCCUUUUACCUACGUGAUCCGAUUGCGCUGCGACCUCUACGAGCUAAGGAUACCAGCGAUCUACUUUUUAAGCCAGAAGAUUUUGUUACGGUUAGCGUCCGGUUCACGAGAGUUGGCUAUGCACAACUCAGGAGUCAAGACUUUCCAGCGCCAAAGGCUUGGUUGGGGACGUUGCCUUUAAAAGAUGACCUCAAGACCUACGAUCGUGCAGAGCUAGGGAUGAAGCUUUCUUGUGGAUUUGAAAUGUUACUCUCAGACCCCCAGAGCCAAGACAAACCAGCUGUUAGGGAGAUCAAGCUUUUGCUGGAGGAUCUGGAUUCUGGCGAUGAGAGCCUUCCUACAGACGGGGAAAUGGGAAAAUGGGAAAAACGAGAGGAUGACGAAAAAUGGCUGGAUAUCAGUUUUGAAGAUCUCGACAGGGAAUUGAAGGGCAAGAAUAAGGGCCAAGGAAACGAGAGCAAGGAAGAAGGUGCAUUUGGAGAUGCCAAUGCUCAAGAGAAUCUUCAGCGCAUUGUUGCUCGUUUCGAAGAAUUCUUGGGUGAUAACUCAGCCGGCUUUGAUGGUGCUGAUUUCAUUGAUGACUUUGGUUCUGACUCUGAUAUCGCAGACGAUGAUGAUGAAAUAAGCAGUGAUGAAGACAAAGAAGCCCCCAUGGACGAAGAAAAGCUUUCCCAGAUGAUGAAAGAAAUGAUGGGCAGAUCUUCGAUGCCCGGUCUCCAGGGCGGGCGAUCCUCCAGCAAGAGGGUGGAAGAACUGGAUAGUGACUCGGAAGAGGAUGAUACGGAUGCUAUCCAGAAACUCUCCAGGCAAAUGGAAGCCGAACUAAAGGGUACAGGUGUACUCGAUUUGAAUCGUCCUUCUCAGAAGGCUGCCGGAAAGAAAGCCGUUGAAGAGGGCAAUAAGCAGGAAAACGAGCAAGGUGUUAAUGAGGAUGAGGAUCCCAACAUCAAUCUCGCCAAAAACAUAUUGGAAAGUCUUGAAGGCCAGGGGGGAGCUGCAGGUCCUGCAGGGAACAUGCUCUCUAUGUUGAACCUUCCUAUACCGAAAGGCGAUCGCCAUGAAUGA
Aspergillus ruber CBS 135680 is the source of this 1809-nucleotide messenger RNA. RefSeq names its product putative regulatory factor Sgt1. The transcript has 3 exons. Bases 1 to 1809 code for a protein of 602 amino acids. Gene Ontology annotation, cellular component: nucleus. NCBI's taxonomy places the organism in Eukaryota, Fungi, Ascomycota, Eurotiomycetes, Eurotiales, Aspergillaceae. The record is from RefSeq and is a predicted model, not a curated record.